Molecule: messenger RNA, 4082 nt
Organism: Blepharisma stoltei
Lineage: Eukaryota; Ciliophora; Heterotrichea; Heterotrichida; Blepharismidae
Source: the annotation of a GenBank genome assembly
AUGCAGUCUCCAGACUUUAAAUACGACAGCUCACACUUUUUUCAUGAUCUUAUGAUGUCCUGAACAUUCCCAGUUAUCAGUUUCUAUAGAAAAAACAUACCAUCUCCAGACAAUUUGAUAAAUAUUCCUAAAAGGGUAAAAUUUGAUACUUCUCUUACAAGUCUUGAAGAAGAGUGGGCAAAAGAGUCAGUAAAGCCAAGCCCAAGCUUCCUAAAAGCUCUUUUAAGAGUAAUUGGCUGAGAUAUCUUCAAAUAUUUUUUGCCUGGAAUUUUUGGGUACAAUCUUGGUCUUGCACAAGCACUUUUAGUUAUUUAUCUAACAAGAUACAUUGAAGAGAGCUCAGCGGAUCCAUGGGAUGGGGUUUUAUAUAUCACUCUUUAUGCUGUAUCAACCCUUUUUUCUUACUUUUUCCUCAAUCUUUCUGCUUUUAAAGUCUUCACUUUAAUUGCAAGAGUAAAAUCAAUGAUUCCUUGCCUUUUAUAUCAAAAACUAGUAAAUAUAUCUCAAUUAGCAAUAUCAGAAGGCAACACUAAAGGCAAAAUAGCGAAUAUAAUUGGUUCCGAGCUUGAAAUAUUAGAUGGGAUGACCAGCUUAGUUUGGCUUUUUUCCUUGCCAAUUUUUUUAAUUGGGGCAUUUUUUAUUAUAGGCUUUACUACAGGAGUUGCUGGAGUUAUUGGCUUAGUCGUAGUGAUUUUGCAUUUCCCAGCAAUUAUGCUGGUAUGCAAAAUAGCAGGGAAUUUUAGAAUUAAAGUGAAUAUUGCAGGAGAUGUAAGGAUUAAGAUGAUCACGAGCUUAAUUGAAGGGAUAAGAAUUGUGAAAUUAUAUGGAUGGGAAAGCCCUAAUUUAGAAACUAUUUUUAAGCAGAGAGCUCUUGAAAUUAAAACUGCUUAUAAAAAAAUCUGCUUUUUAAGUCUAAAUCGUACACUUAGUAAUGGCGGGAUCGGUUUAACCCUUUUUAUUACCUUUCUUAUAUAUAUUUAUUUAGGAAAUGAGCUAGAACCAGGCAUAGUUUACUCGACAGCCACAAUAUUGCUAAUGACCCAAACUAUGGUCUCUUAUAUAGGGUCCUUACUCCCUCUCUCCAUGAGGGAAAAAACAAUUUUGUUCGAUCAUGGGGAGGCGUUAAUUAAAUCUUAUAUAAAAUUUUUCUUUUUCGAAAUUUAAAAAAAUCGAAAAGUUGGAAAGAAAAAAUUAAUUUAAUUUAUAAAAUUUAUGUAUUAAAUUGCAAGCUGUUUAAAAUUCAAUAUAAUCGGCUAGAUAUUUAUUUAUCAAAAUAUUAUUUCAUAAAAAUUAUUGUUCGCUCACGGAAGGUGGUUUUUACACAAAAAAUAGAGAUUUUCCAAUGUUUGUUUUAUGGAUGUGGGGCGGAGUUAGCUGUUUUUCAAUUAUUUUUAUUCAUAAUCGCAAUGAAAAGAGUUACCGAAAUUCUCGUAAUUAAAAAUAAUACUAGAGUUUCACUCGAAAACUCAGAAGAUUAUGCGAUAAAGUUAAGCAAUGCGAAUUUUUCAUGGAAAGAAGCUGGAGAAAUCCGGGGAAUUUCAAGAAAAUCGUUAAAAAUUGACGCAGAAGUAACUACUUAUGAUGGCGAUAUAGUGCUAGAGCAUGUCAAUGCUAAAGUGAGAAAGGGGGAACUGGUAAUUGUAGUUGGGCCAGUUGGCUGUGGAAAAACUAGCUUGCUUAUGGGAUUAAUGCAAGAAAUUCCGCUGAUUGGUGGAGAUAUGAGUAUCAAUGGCAGUAUAGCUGUUGCAGGAGAAGACCCAUGAAUAGUUUCAGGGACUAUCAAAGAUAAUGUCUUAAUGGGACUCGAGUAUGAAGAAAAAUUUUAUAAAAAGGUCAUUUCAGCUUGUGCGUUAGAUAAAGAUAUAGAAAAAUUCAAAUUUGGUGAUAAUACAUGAGUAGGGGAUAAAGGAAUAACUUUAAGUGGAGGACAGAAAGCAAGACUUAGCUUAGCUAGAGCUGCCUACACUAAUAGAGAUAUAUUAUUGCUUGAUGAUCCUUUAAGUGCAGUUGACGCAGAAGUCAGUUCUCAUUUAUUUAAAAAAUGCAUAAAAGAUUUUCUAAGAGAGAAAACAGUAAUUCUAGCAACUCAUCAGACUCAUUAUAUAUCUGAAGCCGAUAAAAUUUUGGUUUUAAAUUCAGGCUCACAGCUGUUUUUUGGAGAAUUUAAUGACUUGAAACUAAAAGAAAAUAUCAUGAAUUUAAUUGGAGAAGCUGGCCAUCAGAAACCAAAAGCUGAACAAAAAUCUUCUGUAAAUGGAGUACGCGAUAUUGAGUUUAAUACUGAUGCAAAAGGUAAAUCAUUAAUGCAAGAAGAAGAAAAAACAAUAAUGACAAUUCCUUUUAAAAUUUAUUAUAAAUUUUUGACACUUGGAAGCAAAAAUUGAUUGAUGAUUCCAAUUCUUUUAGCCAUUUUAACAGUGACUCAAGCGCUUUACAGCAUGACAUUAUGGUGGCUGUCAGUGUGAUCCAAAGCAGAUCCAUCAGAUCAAGGGAGUUCUUUUUACUUGUGGGUUUAUGCAGUCAUUAUUUUAUGCCUGUAUCUUUUUACUUACUUAAGAGGAUUCUUAUUCGGAGUCGGUUUAUUAAAAAAUGCUGAAAAAUUGCAUAACUCAGCUUUAAAAGGAAUAACAGAAUCAGAAGUUUCAUUUUUUGAUAAAAAUCCUACUGGUAAUAUGGUUGCAAGAUUUUCCAAAGAUACAAUGAUGGUUGAUGAGACCCUUAUAACAUUUUUUAUCGAAUUUAUCAGCACAACCAUACUUUUACUUGGAAAUGUUACUGUUAUUGCUAUUAUUGCUCCCCCUAACUUAGCAGCAAUAAUAGCCUUUUUGUUUUAUCUUUUCAUUCUUAUAAGAACCAUAGUACCGUUAACUACAGUUUUAAAGCGUCUUGAGCUUGCCUCUAAAAGUCCAAUACUAUCAUUAGUAAAUUCUACUUUAAGCGGUCUGCCAGUUAUUCGUUGCCUUGAUCUUCAACAAAAGUUCACUAAAGAAAUGAAAAAGUUUGUCACUCACAACUUAAGAGCUUAUCUAACCUAUCAUAUGAUGCUCAGGUUUUAUCAAGGUUACUCAGAGCUUGGCGCUACUAUUGUAAGCAUUUUAAAUGUCAUUAUUUUGAUACUUUAUAAAGGAAACAUAAGCAACAGCGUUGCUGCUAUGAGUAUAUCUUUUACAAUUUCUACAUCAGGAUGGGCUAAUUGGUGGGCAAAAACAAUGAUUGAAACUGAAAAUUUGAUGGCCUCUCCACAAAGGCUGCUGGAGUAUUCUGAAAUUCCUAAGGAGGGAGAUUAUGAGUCAGAUAUUGAUUUUAAGAUUACAAAUGGCCACAUUGAGUUCAAAAAUCUUUAUAUGAAAUAUAGAGAAAAUUUGCCAUGUGUCCUUAAAUCAUUAAACUUAAAAAUUGAAGGAGGAAAAAAGGUUGGAAUAAUUGGAAGGACGGGCGCUGGCAAAUCUUCAAUAAUGCAUGCUUUAUUUCGACUAGUAAACCCUUGCUCUGGAACUAUUUUUAUUGAUGGGCAAAACUAUUUAGAAAUCGGACUUCAUCAACUCAGAAAACAGUUGUCUGUGAUUCCACAAAGCCCAACUAUAUUUUUAGCCAGUAUUAGGGAUAAUCUUGAUCCUUUUCAUGAGCAUACUGAUGAAGAAAUAGAUGAAGUCUUAAAACAUUCAAAACUAUAUGAUUUGGUCUCAGCUUUUCCACAAGGUCUCGACCAUAUUUUAGCAGGCGAUGGUGGAAACUUAUCAGCAGGACAGAAACAGCUAUUUUGUCUUGCAAGAGCCUUAAUUAGGAAGAAUAAAAUUGUUAUGAUGGAUGAAGCAACUGCAAAUGUGGAUAGAGAAACUGAUAAGCUGAUACAGAAAAAAAUUAAGAAAAAGUUUAGAGGAAGCACUUUACUUAUAGUUGCUCAUAGACUGAGGACAAUUGUAGACUCUGAUAUAAUAAUUGUGAUGGAUGGAGGAGCUUGCAAAGAGAUAGACUCACCUAAAAUGUUGGUGAGUCAAGAAUCAUCAUUAUUUCGAAAAAUGAUUAUGUGCACUGGAGCUGAGGAAUCCAACUAUUUAUUAAAUAAAAUUUCAAGCCACUAA